This is a messenger RNA of Canis lupus familiaris (dog), 5003 nucleotides long. It is a transcript of the gene ABCC2, whose product is annotated as ATP binding cassette subfamily C member 2. The record is from RefSeq and is marked provisional. Gene Ontology annotation, cellular component: apical plasma membrane. Gene Ontology annotation, molecular function: ATP binding; ATP hydrolysis activity; ABC-type transporter activity. Gene Ontology annotation, biological process: transmembrane transport. Lineage: Eukaryota; Metazoa; Chordata; Mammalia; Carnivora; Canidae.
UCAUGCUGGAGGAAUUCUGCAACUCUACGUUUUGGAACUCUUCAUUCUUGGAUAGCUCAGAAGCGGACCUGCCACUUUGUUUUGAGCAAACUGUUCUGGUGUGGAUUCCCUUGGGUUUCCUUUGGCUCCUGGCCCCUUGGCAGCUUCUUCAUGUGUAUAGGACCAAGAUCAAGAGAUCUUCUAUAACCAAACUCUACCUUGCUAAGCAGGUGCUUGUUGGGUUUCUUCUUAUUCUAGCAGCCAUAGAGCUGGUCCUUGUACUCACAGAAGACUCUGGAGAAGCCACAGUCCCCGCCAUUAGAUACACCAAUCCAAGCCUUUACCUGGGCACAUGGCUCCUGGUUUUGCUGAUCCAAUACAGCAGGCGAUGGUGUGUACAGAAGGAUUCUUGGUUCCUGUCUCUAUUCUGGAUUCUCUCAAUACUCUGUGGUAGUUUCCAAUUUCAGACUCUGAUCCGGACACUCUUAAAGGACAGCAAUUCUAACUUGGCUUACUCCUGCCUGUUCUUCAUCGGCUAUGCACUACAGAUCCUGGUCCUGAUCCUAUCAGCAUUUUCAGAAAAAGAUGCCUCCUCAAAUAAUCCAUCAUUCACGGCCUCAUUUCUGAGUAGCAUUACGUUUAGUUGGUAUGACAGCAUUGUUAUGAAAGGCUACAAGCAACCUCUGACACUGGAAGAUGUGUGGGAUGUUGAUGAACAGAUUACAACCAAGGCACUGGUCAGCAAGUUUGAAAAAUAUAUGGUAGAAGAGCUGCAGAAGGCCAGAAAGACCCUCCAGAAACAGCAACAGAGGAACACCCAGGGGAAGUCUGGAGAAAGGCUGCAUGACUUGAACAAGAAUCAGAGUCAAAGCCAAGAUAUCCUUGUUCUGGAAGAAGUUAAAAAGAAAAAAAAGAAGUCUGGGACCACAGAAAAGUUUCCCAAGUCCUGGUUGGUCAAGAGUCUCUUCAAAACUUUCUAUGUCAUACUCUUGAAAUCAUUCCUACUGAAGCUGGUGUUUGACCUUCUCACGUUCCUGAAUCCUCAGCUGCUGAAGUUGCUGAUCUCCUUUGCAAAUGACCCAGACAUGUAUGUGUGGACUGGGUAUUUCUAUUCGGUCCUCUUCUUUGUUGUGGCUCUCAUCCAGUCUCUCUGCCUUCAGAGCUACUUUCAAAUGUGCUUCAUGUUGGGUGUAAACGUACGGACAACCAUCAUGGCUUCCAUAUACAAGAAGGCGCUGACCCUUUCCAACCAGGCCAGGAAGCAGUACACCAUUGGAGAAACAGUGAACCUGAUGUCUGUGGAUGCUCAGAAGCUCAUGGAUGUGACCAACUUCAUUCAUCUGCUGUGGUCAAAUGUUCUCCAGAUUGCUUUAUCUAUCUACUUCCUGUGGGCAGAGCUGGGACCCUCCAUCUUAGCAGGUGUUGGGGUGAUGAUACUCCUAAUUCCAGUUAAUGGGCUACUUGCCUCUAAGAGUAGAGCUAUUCAGGUAAAAAAUAUGAAGAAUAAAGACAAACGUUUAAAGAUCAUGAAUGAAAUUCUCAGUGGGAUCAAGAUCCUGAAAUAUUUUGCCUGGGAACCUUCAUUCAAAAACCAAGUCCACGAACUUCGGAAGAAAGAGCUCAAGAACCUGCUGACCUUCGGGCAGAUGCAGUCUGUAAUGGUGUUUCUCUUAUACUUAACUCCGGUCUUGGUGUCUGUGAUCACGUUUUCAGUUUACACUCUGGUGGACAGCAAUAAUGUUUUGGAUGCAGAGAAGGCAUUCACCUCCAUCACCCUCUUCAAUAUCCUGCGCUUUCCCCUAAGCAUGCUCCCCAUGGUAAUCUCCUCACUGCUCCAGGCCAGCGUUUCCAGAGAACGCCUGGAAAAGUACUUGGGAGGGGAUGACUUAGACACAUCCGCCAUUCGACGUGACAGCAGUUCUGACAAAGCUGUGCAGUUCUCAGAGGCCUCCUUCACCUGGGACCGGGACUCGGAAGCCACAAUCCGAGAUGUGAACCUGGACAUUAUGCCAGGCCAAUUGGUGGCUGUGGUGGGCACUGUAGGCUCUGGGAAGUCUUCCUUGAUGUCAGCCAUGCUGGGAGAAAUGGAAGAUGUCCAUGGGCACAUCACCAUCAAGGGCACCAUAGCCUACGUCCCACAGCAAUCCUGGAUUCAGAAUGGCACCAUAAAGGACAACAUCCUUUUUGGAUCCGAGUUGGAUGAAAAGAGAUACCAGCAGGUGCUAGAAGCCUGUGCCCUCCUACCAGACUUGGAAGUGCUGCCGGGAGGAGACCUGGCUGAGAUUGGAGAGAAGGGUAUAAAUCUUAGUGGGGGUCAGAAGCAGCGGAUUAGCCUGGCCAGAGCUACCUAUCAGAAUUCAGACAUCUAUGUUCUGGAUGACCCCCUGUCAGCUGUGGAUGCUCAUGUGGGAAGACAUAUUUUCAAUAAGGUCUUGGGUCCCAAUGGCCUAUUGAAAGGCAAGACUCGACUCUUGGUUACACAUAGCAUUCACUUUCUUCCCCAAGUGGAUGAGAUUGUGGUUCUGGGGAAUGGCACCAUCUUGGAGAAGGGAUCCUACAACACUCUGCUGGCCAAGAAAGGAUUGUUUGCUAAGAUUCUGAAGACAUUCACAAAACAGACGGGUCCUGAAGGAGAGGCCACAGUCAAUGAGGACAGUGAAGAAGAUGAUGACUGUGGGCUGAUGCCCAGUGUGGAGGAAAUCCCUGAGGAAGUGGCCUCCUUGACCAUGAAAAGAGAGAACAGCCUUCAUCGAACACUUAGUCGCAGUUCCAGGUCCAGGAGCAGACAUCAGAAAUCCCUAAGAAACUCUUUGAAAACCCGGAAUGUGAACACUCUGAAGGAGGAGGAGGAACCAGUGAAAGGACAAAAACUAAUUAAGAAGGAAUUCAUACAAACUGGAAAGGUGAAGUUCUCCAUCUACCUGAAGUACCUACGAGCAAUAGGAUGGUAUUUGAUAUUCCUCAUCAUUUUUGCCUAUGUGAUCAAUUCUGUGGCUUAUAUUGGAUCCAACCUCUGGCUCAGUGCUUGGACCAAUGACUCUAAAGCCUUUAAUGGCACUAACUAUCCAGCCUCUCAGAGGGACAUGAGAAUUGGCGUCUAUGGAGUUCUGGGAUUAGCUCAAGGUGUGUUUGUGCUCAUGGCAAAUCUCUUGAGUGCCCAUGGUUCCACCCAUGCAUCAAACAUCCUUCACAGGCAACUGCUAAACAACAUCCUUCAAGCACCCAUGAGUUUUUUUGACACAACACCCACAGGUCGGAUUGUGAACAGGUUUGCUGGUGAUAUUUCCACAGUGGAUGACACCCUCCCCCAAUCCUUGCGCAGCUGGAUAUUGUGUUUCCUGGGAAUAAUCAGCACUCUUGUCAUGAUCUGCACGGCCACUCCAGUGUUCAUCAUCGUCAUCAUUCCUCUUAGCAUUAUUUAUGUGUCUAUUCAGAUAUUUUAUGUGGCUACUUCCCGCCAGCUGAAACGUCUAGACUCUGUCACCAGAUCCCCAAUUUACUCUCACUUCAGUGAGACAGUGUCAGGUUUGUCCGUCAUCCGUGCCUUUGAGCAUCAGCAGAGAUUUCUGAAACACAAUGAAGUGGGGAUUGACACCAACCAGAAAUGUGUCUUUUCCUGGAUUGUCUCCAACAGAUGGCUUGCAGUUCGUCUGGAGCUGAUUGGGAACUUGAUUGUCUUCUUUUCAUCCCUGAUGAUGGUUAUUUAUAAAGCUACCCUAAGUGGAGACACUGUGGGCUUUGUUCUGUCCAAUGCACUUAAUAUCACACAGACCCUGAACUGGCUAGUGAGGAUGACGUCAGAAAUAGAGACCAACAUUGUGGCUGUUGAAAGAAUAAAUGAAUACAUAAAAGUGGAAAAUGAGGCACCCUGGGUGACUGAUAAGAGACCUCCCCCAGGUUGGCCCAGCAAAGGGGAGAUUCGGUUUAACAACUACCAAGUGCGGUACCGGCCUGAACUGGAUCUUGUACUGAGAGGGAUCACUUGUGAUAUUAGGAGCAUGGAGAAGAUUGGUGUGGUGGGCAGAACAGGAGCUGGGAAGUCAUCCUUGACAAAUGGCCUCUUCAGAAUCCUAGAGGCUGCAGGUGGUCAGAUCAUCAUUGAUGGGGUAGAUAUUGCUUCCAUUGGGCUCCAUGACCUCCGAGAAAAAUUGACCAUCAUCCCCCAGGAUCCCAUCCUGUUCUCUGGAAGCCUGAGGAUGAAUCUAGACCCUUUUAACCACUACUCAGAUGAGGAGAUUUGGAAGGCCUUGGAGCUGGCUCACCUCAAAACAUUUGUGGCUGGCCUGCAACUGGGGUUGUCCCACGAAGUGGCAGAGGCUGGUGACAACCUUAGCAUAGGGCAGAGGCAGCUACUGUGCCUGGCCAGGGCUCUGCUUCGGAAAUCCAAGAUUCUGAUCAUGGAUGAGGCCACUGCUGCGGUGGACCUAGAGACCGAUCACCUCAUCCAGAUGACCAUCCAAAAGGAGUUCUCCCACUGCACGACUAUCACCAUUGCUCACAGGCUACACACCAUCAUGGACAGUGACAAGUGAGUGUGGGGGACAGCUUGACAGAUGGGACCAAGCCCUUGAACAACAGUAAUAACACUGGCCGUAGGAUAUCUACAGCUAAAGGUUGAACCACCUUCAUUUUACUGAUGAGGAAACCGAGAAUUCAAGUAAUUUGUCCAAAAUUAAACAUGAAGUUAAUGAAAGCCAACUCAGUUAAGGGAACUGGACUUGAGGGUAAAAUGGGCAAUUGUGUGUUUACUUAUUAACUGAGUUUGGGGAGGUGGCGGCCCGAGCUAUGAGAGGCUGAUAUUAACCAGAGAUCUUCUCAACUACUCAACAGCUCAACAGCUGUUCUCAACAGCUGUUCCCAAGCAAGAAGCUUUCUGACUUCUGACUAGAAGCUUUCUACUUCUUCCAACUCUGACAUAUUACAUUAAAAAUGGGGGUAACACCAGUAAUCUUGGAAGCUGUUUGGAGAGAAUAGGCUCCCUUAAACAAUAUAUAUUUGUAAAAAAAAACUUCUGUAAAUGGACU